Coffea eugenioides is the source of this 2036-nucleotide messenger RNA. RefSeq names its product ferrochelatase-2, chloroplastic. The record is from RefSeq and is a predicted model, not a curated record. Lineage: Eukaryota; Viridiplantae; Streptophyta; Magnoliopsida; Gentianales; Rubiaceae. Bases 212 to 1687 code for a protein of 491 amino acids. Gene Ontology annotation, molecular function: protoporphyrin ferrochelatase activity. The transcript is spliced from 9 exons. Gene Ontology annotation, biological process: heme biosynthetic process.
CCCAUUUUUGACCUCCAUUUGUUUUCCUCUUUCUUAAUAUAAUAAUAGAACUUAUCUCCGUUUUUCUCGUGUCUAUGUAUUUGGACUCCACAGAAAGUCCAAAUUCAAGAAUUUUGCAGGUUUCUCAAUUUCGAGUAAGUUAAUAAAUUCUAGAUUUCCCACUAAUCCUUGUUACAAGAAUUUUGGAGCAAAAGCAAGGAACUUUGUAGCCAUGAAUGCAACAGCAGCCUCUGGUGGUGUUCUUCCCCAAAUGAUGCAGCCCAUUUCCAAUCUUGAAACCUUUACCAAUAAUAACUCUUCCUUGGUGUGCUUUCGGAAUGGAGUAAGAUCACCUUCAUUCAAGGCUUCACAUGACGAGAAACAAAUUUACUGUCAAUCUAAUGAAGCAUCUGCAACUCAAUCUUGUGAAUCAACCACACAGAAAAGCAAUGUCCUGGGAGGUUUGUCUCUUAAAAGUCAUAGGCAAACUGUUGGGAAAACGUUUUGCUCUGCUGGGCCAUAUGCAUAUUCUGGAGGUGCUAUCAAUUACCGAUCACGCACUGCAGAGGAGAAGGUUGGGGUGCUGCUUUUGAAUCUUGGAGGACCAGAGACACUGCAUGAUGUUCAGCCAUUUUUGUACAAUUUGUUUGCUGAUCCAGAUAUCAUACGUCUCCCGCGGUUAUUCAAAUUCCUGCAGCGUCCGUUAGCACAGCUUAUCUCUAUUCUCAGAGCUCCCAAAAGUAAGGAAGGAUAUGCUGCCAUUGGAGGUGGUUCGCCCCUGCGUAAGAUAACAGAUGAGCAGGCGAUUGCUCUGAAAAUGGCAUUAGAAGUAAAAAAGGUCCCUGCAAAUGUCUAUGUUGCAAUGCGUUAUUGGCACCCCUUCACUGAGGAAGCUGUUCAUCGGAUCAAGACUGAUGGAAUCACAAGGCUUGUGGUACUUCCACUUUAUCCUCAAUUUUCUAUCUCUACCACUGGCUCAAGCAUUCGAGUUCUUCAAAGAAUGUUCAGGAAUGAUGCACAUUUGUUGAGUCUGCCUGUUGCUGUUAUCGAGUCCUGGUAUCAACGAGAUGGAUAUGUCAGGUCUAUGGCCGACUUGAUUGAGAAAGAGUUAGCAAAUUUCUCUGAGCCCGAAGAGGUUAUGAUAUUUUUCAGUGCCCAUGGUGUACCAGUUAGUUACAUUGAGGAUGCUGGUGAUCCAUAUAAAGAUCAGAUGGAAGAGUGCAUCCUUUUGAUAAUGCAAGAGUUGAAAGCAAGAGGGACUAAAAAUAACCAUACUUUGGCUUACCAGAGUCGAGUAGGACCUGUACAAUGGCUGAAACCCUAUACUGAUGAAGUCCUUGUUGAACUUGGCCAGAAAGGGGUGAGGUCUUUACUGGCUGUCCCUGUCAGCUUUGUCAGUGAGCACAUUGAGACUCUUGAAGAGAUUGAUAUGGAAUACAAGCACCUUGCUCUUGAGUCGGGCAUUUCAAAUUGGGGUCGCGUUCCUGCUCUGAAUUGCACCCCAUCAUUCAUUAAUGAUCUAGCAGAUGCUGUCAUUGAGGCACUGCCUUCAGCAAUGGCUAUGUCAACCUCAAAUACUGCAUCAGAAGACGAACUUUAUGAUGACCCAAUGAGAUACAUUAUCAGAUUGUUCUUUGGUUCAAUCUUAGCAUUUGUUUUGCUUUUUUCUCCGAAAGUCAUCCUGGCAUUCAGGAAUAACAUUCUCUGAAGGGAACAAAACUAAGAGGCAGAUGACUUUCUGCUUCUCACACAAUGAGUGUAUAUUAGGCUGCAGAUGUUCUGCUCAUAGAGGUGGAUAGGUUUUUGCAGAAAAUUUUGACAUAAAGUUACUUCUACGCUGGGUAAACUAUUAGGCAGGAGAAAGUCCUUUAGAUGUUUACUUCAUCUCUCUUACUUGCAAAGACCACAAUGCUGUAAUGAUAAGUUCAUCAGUUGUGAAUCCAAAAGUUUUGAUAGAAUCAUUCUGAUUGUAGGUAUCAUUUUAAGGUGAAUGUAAAGAGUGGGAGAAGGAAAUUUUCUUUGGCUUUCAAAGAAUGCUGAUCUCAUAUUCUUGUAAA